This is a messenger RNA of Didymodactylos carnosus, 1056 nucleotides long. The record is from the annotation of a GenBank genome assembly. NCBI's taxonomy places the organism in Eukaryota, Metazoa, Rotifera, Eurotatoria, Philodinida, Philodinidae.
AUGACAAGUAAUCAAAGAGAGCGUAUGUGUAAUGGAGAAGGUUUACAGAUGGUGGUGGCACAGCUACAACAGCAACAAUAUUCAAAUCAAUCAACUACACCAAAGAGGAAGUCUAGAAAUGAUAAUAAUAGAUUUACAGGCAGUGAUCAUGAGGACAUGAGUGGUUCUUGGCUAAACGUAAAUCGUAACAAAUACAAAAGGACUAACUAUCAGAAAGACAGUUAUGAACGGCUGUAUGUACAACAGAUAACACAAUCAAGAACAAUUCUCAAUUCUAAUCAACAUUUCAAUAAUCAUAGUGGACGUUAUGUUCAAUUAAGAUUAGAUUAUGCAAGUGAAUACCGUUAUACUCCUUUUAAAAUUGAAUGUCAUGCAAAACUAACUGACAAGAAGCAAGGUCAAAAAUUAGUUACAGAAUUAUUGAAAUUUAUUAAAGAUGAUUUCUCUCAUCAAAGUCCAUCAUUCAGAAAUAUUCCUAUUUUUGAUUUAUGGUGGAUUGAUUUAAAUGGUGAUUUACAAAUUAUUAUAAAGACGACAGAAUUGUAUGUUUAUCUAUGUAAACCUGAUAGAUAUCCAAAAGACGUAUACAUUGAUAUUUGUCGUCGAUGUGGAGAGAAUAGAACAAAUUUAGUUGCUCAUAAAGAUUGUCGAGUAAAAUGUCAUCACUGUGGUGGUCCACAUGAAUUCACUGAUUAUAAAUGUAAAUUUAUUGCUGAUUAUAGAAGACAAUUGAUUGAAGAGCUGAAAAAACACCCUGAAUGUCUACCACCUGAUAUUCAACUGUUUAUUCCAAAAGGUUAUCGUUCAGAUGAGGAUAGAUCAAAAUCAAUUUAUAACAAGUCUGCAUACGAGUACAAGCAAUACCUAUGUCAGCAAAAGCGACAACAACAACAACAUAUUUUUAAUUUAUCUGAUAGAAAUGCUUGGCCUUAUCUAAGACCAAAUCCACCAGCAACAACUAAUACAGUCUCUCAGAAUGAUCUUAAUUUGAGUGAAACAAUUAAAUUCUUAUCUGAUGAAUUGAAACAAGUUCAGCAAAAGCAUGAAGACGAAUAG